CAGACGGGUUCUUCUAACGUGAUGUACCACUGAUCCAAUCCAAGACAAACAGGGACAUCAUGUGGCUCUUUAUACUGAUUUAUGUCCUGGGGUUAAACAUCUCUCAGGCUUCUGGAGCAGCCAAUUCAACACAAAUGUAUUAUUUCAAACUGAAGAUAGAUAAAAACGCAAUCGGAAACCUAUCGACAGCAUUUGUGUACAACAACAACAAUGUGCGAGUCAGCGACCUUAAAAAGACAACAAUCUGUCAGAAUGUUACGAACGGUGUGCAGUGUACCUGCGAGCCGCUCCACAAAUGGGGCGAUAAAUCUUGUGAGUCUAAAACUGAAUGUUGUCAAAAAGACACAUGCACCUUCUCCAAAGACAAGGCUACCGCAUGUGUUUCAAACACCUCAGUGACCAUCAACGGGUCCAUGGAGUUGAAUGUACUGAACUAUGCCAGUUGUCUGAAUGAGAAAACAUCCGUGGAGUAUAAAAAAUGUAGCAACAAUGUGACGACAGAGAUGAAAAUGAUGUACAGCACUUUGAGUGGAUUUAACAACUUAGAAAUUCUCCGAUACAGACUUGGAAGCAUCUACGUAGAGUUUCUUAUUAGCAUUGCCGAAGCUGUCGACCCACAAGCUUUGAUAAGUAUAUCAAAAGAUCUGUCUGAGGCUCUAGGACCACUUUCUAUGGAGACUACAGGUGUUGUCCAUUUAAAAAUACCAAAAGGCCCCGUGUGUUACAACAAGACGGAAAAGCUCGAAUGCACUGUACAACAUGACCUGCAGACCUCUCCAAGGUGGCAGUUGAAAUCAAAGGAAAGAUCAAAACUCAUAACUAAUGGCACACAAGCAACGUUGACACAGGAAACACUGAGGACCACAGUCACAAUUACAGGCGUUGAUGCACUCUGGGAAGGAGAGUACAUGUGUAUCUAUGAACAGUCUGCAAACAAUUCUUUCACCAUAACUCACAAAGCCAGCGGUGUAAUGGACGUAGCCCUCCAGCCAAACAUUGCCAUCACCACAAGUCCAAGUUUUCCAUCGUGUCAGGAUGAAGAAAGCGUCACUCUAACAGUCCAGUGUAAUAUAGAUAACAGUGAUGAAAGUUAUGUUGUGAAGUGGAGCAGCCAAAAAACAGCAGUAACACAACCAAUACACCAAGAUGGAAUUUAUAAAGCUCGAAUAGUUGUUAAAUGUGAUCCCAAACCAACCACACCGCCACAAGUGAAUUGCUCGUUUGUGAACAGCUGCAAUCAAACGAGAAACGCUUCGACUGAUAUCAACAUCAUAUAUGACGGCGACAAAUUCUGUACAGCAAACGGUGACUGGGAGAACACCAAAGCUGGUUUCACUGCAGUGUUAAAAUGCAAGGAUAACGGACCUGGAGAAAGAAAAAGGAAAUGUAACAGCGAUGCGACAUGGGGACCUGAGACUUCAUCGUGUGUAAACAAGGCCGUGGACAACGUGCUGCAGAAAGCAAAUAUUAUUGACAUUGGACUUGGCGAUGUACAAGAAAAUGCUGCAGACGUGUUUUCCCUCCUUGGGAAUGUCACAAAUAACACACAGAAUAUCAACACUUUCGCCAACAUGAAUGCAACUAUUGAAGUACUUUCCACUUUGAGUAAAAAGAGUCAACUGAAGCCGAAUAGUACAUCGACGAAUGACUUUUUGGAAUCAUCCAGCAAUUUGCUAAACAAGUCUCUUGCCGAUACAUGGAAAACAAAGACUGAAAAUCGUUCAUUAGCUGGGACAUAUCUGGAUUCUGUUGAGCAAAUAAUUAGGAUGGCAGACAUACAAAGUACGACUACAAAGAAAAAUUUAGAGGUAGCCGCAAAAAAUUGCUCAAAGGGGUCAAAGUGUGAGAACAAAGUGUUCAAUGUCACAAUCCUUCUUGAUAGUGAGGACCCAGGCAGUGUAAAAACAGCUGGGUUUAAAGAGCUGGACUCUUAUUUGCCUAACAAAGAUGAUGAUUACCAGCCGAACAGCAUUGUUGUGUCAACCACUGCUGAAAGGAAAUCAAGUUCAGUCACGAUUGAAAUUGAUUUCCCAUUAACCAAGAAGAGACCUCGCAACGUUAAGAUGCAGUGUGUGUCAUGGGACAACACGACCAAUAGCUGGUCGUCACUAGGGUGCAAAUGGGGUGGUCCUGAUGAUGAAGGACGCUGCAUUUGCACCCAUUUGUCCUCAUUUGCCAUUCUAAUGUCAAAGUAUCCCAUCGACAUCCCUUACAUGACUGAGAUAACCUACGCUGGACUGUCAGUAUCAGUCAUAUCACUCAUUAUCAGUCUUACAAUAGAACUGAUUGUCUGGAGCACUGUAGUCAAGACGAAUUCUUUAUAUUUGCGCCACACUGCCCAUGUAAACAUUUCUCUAACUUUGCUGAUUGCUGAUUCCUGUUUUUUAGCGUCCUCUGAGCCGAGUCAAAUUUCGGUAAUCUGGUGCGAGAUUGUUGUGUUGUUUAAGCAUUUCUGUUACCUGGCCAUGUUCUUUUGGAUGUUGUGUUUGAGUACCACGCUUCUUCAUCAAACAACUUUCCCGUUACAUCAACUGAGCAAGAAAGUCUACCUGAGAUACUCGUUAUUUGUGGGCUACGUGUGCCCCAUGCUUAUUGUUUUUAUCACGUUUAUUACCAAUAAGGCCGGUUCUGAGAACACAUACUUCAGUAAAGAGACCUGUUGGCUGGUUUAUGAUGGGUUUAUGGUAGGGUCCAUCCAUACAUUUGUCAUACCAGUCGGUAUAAUUGUUUUCAUCAACAUUUUCUCCAUGGUGGUUGUAAUCAUGAAGCUUCUGCAUCACCCUCAGUUUGCAAAAACAUCUAAUAGCACUGAAAAAAAGGCUCUUGUAACUGUCAUGAGGUCAGUCGUCCUUCUGACUCCAAUCUUUGGUGUGACUUGGAUCUUUGGGUUUGCCGUGAUGAUUGUCGACCUCACGUCUGGAAUCCUGGCCCUCGCAAUCAAUUACAUCUUCACCGCGCUGAACGCAUUCCAGGGUUUCUUCAUAUUGCUAACCACAUGCCUGUUUGAUAAAAUGACCCGUGAAGCUCUGCUGAAUCGUUUCAAAAUCAACAGUCCAUCAUCGAUUACCGAAAGCUCUGCAAAGUCAGAAUCAAUCCAGAAAUAAAGCAUCCACUCUCUGAUUCGACUGCUCUUUGG
Messenger RNA from Larimichthys crocea (large yellow croaker), 3136 nucleotides. RefSeq names its product adhesion G protein-coupled receptor F3a (gene adgrf3a). Gene Ontology annotation, molecular function: G protein-coupled receptor activity. Bases 60 to 3104 code for a protein of 1014 amino acids. NCBI's taxonomy places the organism in Eukaryota, Metazoa, Chordata, Actinopteri, Sciaenidae. The transcript is spliced from 18 exons. The record is from RefSeq and is a predicted model, not a curated record. Gene Ontology annotation, cellular component: membrane. Gene Ontology annotation, biological process: adenylate cyclase-activating G protein-coupled receptor signaling pathway; cell surface receptor signaling pathway.